Molecule: messenger RNA, 885 nt
Organism: Aspergillus affinis
Lineage: Eukaryota; Fungi; Ascomycota; Eurotiomycetes; Eurotiales; Aspergillaceae
Product: lytic polysaccharide monooxygenase
Exons: 1
Coding region: 1-885 (294 amino acids)
Source: RefSeq, a predicted model, not a curated record
AUGAAGACCACCGGAUCUAUCCUCGCCGUCGCCGGCCUUGUCUCCAUGGCCAACGCCCACGGUUUCGUCACCAGCCCCAAGCCCCGUAUGCCCGGCGAUGCCAUGGCCUCUGCUUGCGGUCAGCAGGUCAAGUCCAACCAGGAGUCCGACAACUACGGUAACAUCCAGGGUGAGCUCCAGGUCGCCUCGGGCCAGGACGACUACAACGCCGCCAAGUGUGACAUCUGGCUCUGCAAGGGUUACAAGCUUGCCGACAACAAGGACAACAUCCAGUCCUACAAGGCCGGUGAGAAGAUCAACUUCGAGGUUGACAUCCGUGCCCCUCACACCGGUGUUGCCAACGUCUCCGUCGUCGACACUGCCUCCAACUCUGUCAUUGGCAGCCCCCUGAUCUCCUGGGACGUAUACGCCUCCACCUCCACCGGUGUCAAGGACGACGAGACCAGCUUCAGCGUCACCAUGCCCGAUGACCUCGGCAGCAAGUGUAACACCGCCGGUGACUGUGUUCUCCAGUGGUACUGGUACGCCGAGUCCAUCGACCAGACCUACCAGUCUUGCGUUGAUUUCACCCUCUCUGGCUCCGGCUCCGGCUCCGGCUCCUCCGGCUCCAGCUCCAGCUCCAGCUCUGCUGCCGGUGCCGUCUCUACCACCGCCCCCGUUGCCAUCACCACCACCCCCAGCACUGGCAACCAGGUUGUCUCCAGCUCUGCCCCUACCACCCUGGCCACCAGCGUGAAGCAGUCUGCUACCACCGAGGCCGCUGCCGCCGCCACCACUGAGGCUGCUGCCUCUGCCUCCACCUCCAUCCCCAAGGACGGUACCGCCGAGGAGAAGCUGAACUACCUGGCCAGCAUCUUCAAGGCUCUCCUCAACUACGCCAACUAG